AUGAGAGACACUUCAGCAACACAUAAUGAUGAGCAUGAUGACUUUGACACCAGGGACAAAACUGCCUUCUGGAGGAAAGAGAGCUCCUUCAGAGUGAUUGCAGCUUUCCCUGGUCACUCUCGAUGGUAUGUGUGCGUGUUCACUGUUUUGGCAGUUCUGCUGCUUGCAAUCAUCAUCUCCAUUUCUCUAACCAAGACACAGGUGAACAGGAGGUUCUCAGCUGUAGAAAGUGACAUAAAGAAUUUAAGCCAGUCUUUAGUGUCAGUCAUCAACAAGAUACAGCAGCUGGAGAACCACGGAGACGAGGUUGUUCGGAGUGUUAAUGGACUGAGACACAGUUUGAACAGUCUGCAAACUCAGGCUCAAGACUUCUUCACUGAGGUAAACAGCAUACAGGACGCUGUGACUCAGCUGAAAUGUCGCUUCAAUGCUCUCCAAAACAACCACACCCAAGAUCAGUGUUGUCCAACAGAUUGGCAGCUUUACUCUUCACGCUGUUAUUAUUUUUCUAAUGAUGGAAAGUCAUGGAACGAAGCUCGAGAUGUGUGUGGGAACAUGAAAGCAGAACUGCUGAUCCUGAAGAGCAAAGAGGAGAAGGAGUUUGUGAUAAAGAACACUAGGCCUUAUUUUUACUGGCUUGGUCUGAGUGAUGAGAGAACAGGAAAGUGGGAGUGGCUGGAUGGGACACCCUACCAGAUGGACAAGAGUGAAUGGAUGCCUGGUCAGCCUGAUGAUUGGCAUUUACACGGUCUGGGUGGAGGAGAAGACUGUGCUCACUUCCACAGAGAUGGACGAUAUAAUGAUGAUCACUGCACACGAAAGUACCGUUUUGUCUGUAAAUCACAUGUAUACACAAUGUGA
Neoarius graeffei (lesser salmon catfish) is the source of this 861-nucleotide messenger RNA. RefSeq names its product asialoglycoprotein receptor 1a (gene asgr1a). The record is from RefSeq and is a predicted model, not a curated record. The transcript is spliced from 8 exons. Bases 1 to 861 code for a protein of 286 amino acids. NCBI's taxonomy places the organism in Eukaryota, Metazoa, Chordata, Actinopteri, Siluriformes, Ariidae.